CGGGGGAGGGGCGGGGGAAGCAGCAGCAGCAGACAGCUAUAGACCUAACCCAGUCUGCUGCUGUCUUUCUGUCUGGGAUAUUCCUGCCUUUUCCGCAGAAAUGCUGUCGGACAGUACCACCGUUGUCCGCUUGUCUGAGGCCCCUAUCCGCCCCCUUUUUCACCUGAGCUGGAGCUGCAAAUAAUAGUUUGAUCCUGGUUUUGCCCUGUAGACGUGAAGCCUGACUCCUGAAAACCUGAAAGUGCUAAACAACUCACCAUCAUUCCUGAAUACUUGAGACUGGCCCUGGACAAGUUUGUGUUGUAGCUGUGUGGCCGGGCAGCCUGGCUGCCUCCCUGCCUCCAGAUGAAUGAAGAACACUCCGGGACACAGAGACACAGCUGAUGCAGGGCAUGCAGGUGUUUCUGCAAAUAUGAUGAAGAAAAAGAAUCCCCAUAAGAAACAUAAGAGCAGUCUGGGUCCGACCACUAAAGUUCUGUCGCAGCCUCGGCGCAACAUCGUCGGCUGCAGGAUCCAGCACGUGUGGAAAGAAGGAGGAGGCCAUGUGGUCUGGAAGGGAACUGUACUUGACCAGGUGCCAGUGAACCCAGCUCUCUAUCUGAUAAAAUAUGAUGGUUUCGACUGUGUUUAUGGUCUGGAGCUUCAUAAAGACGAGAGGGUUCAGGGGCUGGAGGUGCUCCCUGACAGACUGGCGAAAUCUCGUCUGACAGACGUCAGUCUGGCAGACGCCAUGAUAGGAAAAGCGGUGGAGCACAUGUUUGAGACGGAGGAGGGUCCAAAGGAGGAGUGGAGGGGGAUGGUGCUGGCCCGGGCUCCCAUCAUGACCACCUGGUUCUACAUCACCUACGAGAAAGACCCCGUCCUCUAUAUGUACCAGCUACUGGAUGACUAUAAAGAAGGAGACCUUCGCAUCAUGCCUGACUCCAAUGACAGUGUCCCAACGGAGAGGGAACCUGGCGAGGUGGUGGACAGCCUAGUGGGUAAACAGGUUGAAUAUGCCAAAGAGGACGGCGGCAAACGAACAGGCAUGGUCAUCCACCAGGUGGAGGCCAAACCCUCUGUCUACUUCAUCAAGUUUGACGACGACUUCCUCAUUUACGUCUACGACCUGGUCAAAACUUCGUAAAAAGGAUCAUAGUGGGCAUCCUGAACACCAAGACAGAAACGAAACACAACACGUUGAAACAGUGGAAGUAUUUGAUCAAGUGCUUGUCCCUCAUACCAUCAAACACAAAAAUAAAAAAUUGGAAAAAAGAAUUCUUGCUGUGGAAGAACACAGGAUAGAUACUUCUCAAGAAUGGGCUUAGUGAAGUUGAAGCCUCUCAUCUAUGACCUUCUUAGACUCUUAAAAUAGAAAAAAUAGAUUGGAUGUGGUUUUACGUUACCCUUACAAGGUCCUAAACAUUUUUGAAGCCCCUUAAUACCUUUCUGAGAAAGAGGAAAGCUGUCCAAAAAUAUUGUGAAAGUUGAAGCGAGACGGAGGAUUUUUAGAAUCUCACAUUUUAAACAUUUGUUGACCUUUUGGAAUCUUGUCAUGAUUUCCCAAGACCUCCUUACACGUUAAGAAACAAAACCUUUGGAUUCACUUUUAGUGUCAGAUUUCAUCCAGUCUUGGUGAUAUGUGGCUCAGCUAAUGAACAUGUCACUGAAAAGUCUGAUAGUAGCCAACUCUUCUCUGUUAGAAAACAGAGAAACAAGAUGAGGAUGAUCCCUGGAGUCCUGUGAAAUUUCUGGAGUCGAUGGCAGCAUGGAACAUGACCAAACUGAAAGUCUUCAGAGAUUUUUUAUUAUGUUUCCUACAUCAGCUUACAAAUCUGGCCACUGAAAUAUCCCAGUGAAGAAGGAAAGGUUUUGGAGGGGGCUUAAAAGAAAAAAGGCUAGAAGUAGGUGAAUUCUUGGACCAGAAAAAUAAACAGUUGCUAUUACGAUGGAGAAGGAGCUUUUGUUUGUUUUCGGGACACUUGAAGACAGGAACAAACAAAACAGCUCGGUGGAUGAAUUCUCGAAUCCUUCUCAUCUGUCACAUCCAGUAAGGACUGGCAUCAGAACUGUAUGGAGGAGCAUUUCUGCCCAGGAAAAGAAAAUAACAGAUGAAUAGUUAGAAUUGAUGAAAACAAAAAUACUCAUGGUAAGUCAAAAUAAUCAGAUAUUAAAUCAACAUUACAACUUAAAAUUACAAAACAGAAAUUAAAACAACUUAAUAGAUUUAUAAUUUCAAACAUUUGACUUGCCAAGAGUCAAGUUUAUGUUUGCCAUUCCUGUCACCUUUUUAUUUCCCCUGGCAGAAGUGGACUUCCAUACACCUGAGAUUCAUAAGACAGGAAGCAGAAGGAACUGGUCCCAGUUUAACCUCAGAGUUGGAGACUGUCGAAAGCCUUGGACACCUGCAGGUCGAUUUAAUAAUAAUUUUUAGAAAAAACAACCUUCAAUCAAGCCUGUUUGGUUUGGUCAUGCACCAAUGGUCAUCUCUAAAAGAGAAGCUAUUAAAAAUAUCAAAAAUGUAUUUGGAAAUAUCUCAAAACCUAAUUUUCCCCCUUUUGUUCAAUUGGAGGUUGACUGAAGUGGGAUUCUGUUCCACUUGUUGUACAGAUCAAAACAAGAGAAAUUGCUUCAUCACAGUGUGCUACUUAUACAGGCUCCAUUUCACCAACUUCAGCUGAACAUUGAUGAAGAAGGUCAACAGAUCCUCGCCCAAAGGCAUCUGCAGUUAAAACAGAUUUUUGUCUUUUUGCUUUUAUCAUUGCCAAAACCCUUCCUGUUGUGAAGUUGUUUGGUGUUUAAGAAGAUCAGACAGCUUUCUUGUGAUUUCACUGAAGCCUUUGGAAUUGCUUGUGGUGUCUUUUCUAAAUCAUCAGUGAAAGAGUAAAAGGACGGAGAAAGAAAACUGAAACUUGGCCAAAGCGCUUUCUGUCCUUGGCAAUUUGUUUUAAUGUUAAAUAGUUUGUAACAGAUGGAAAAACAGCCAGAUCUGCAGUUUCAUUGGUUCCUCCUCUUCCAUUUGAACUUCAAACACAGUGAUGGAUUCUAAAUGUCACAAUUCGUGGAAACUCAAAGGAUUUAAGGAGCUGAAAACGUGGUUUAAUGCACCUUAAAAAUUUGGAGGAAGAGAUAAGAAGAAUAUUCCCGGGACAGUUCAUGAAUGUGUUGGACAUUUAAUGUCACCAUAAUUGACAAAAACAAAUCUGCUAUUGCGAAACAGUCCAGUUUUAAGUUUCGAAGGUAUCCGUGAGAAAGUUCAGACAUUGAGUGUUGGAAGCCUGUGAUUCCAGUUUACUACAAAGUGUCGGUCGAUAAUAAUAGUACUGAAACAAAAGUAUCCCAGUUUGUAUUUACACACAAACCCAAAGAUUACGGAAAUUGUGUGUACAUGGCGUAGAUCUAAUGUUCUCCUGGCCGUCUGUAGAAAACACAAGUGUCUGUCAGAUGCCCAUGAAGAUGAUCGGGUCUGUUCCACAGCAUGUAUGCAGUAAGAGAGAACACAGUAGGUUGUGUUUUGUAUUUGAAGAGAUUAACAAGCAGUGAAGGUUUAAAUUUCUUUUUCACAAAUGUACUUUUUAUUUUAUUUGGAUUUACUCAAGACUGAACAUUUUGUAUAAACCUGUGUUCUGUACUGAUUUGCACUUAUAGUUUGAGGGUAAGUAAUUGAUUGAAAUAUACAAUUUGAAUACAGUGUAAAGGUCAAUGUCAUAGCAUCAUUCAAGUAUUAGAGGUUGGACCUUUUAAAAUUCUACAAUAACUGGUGCAUCUUUACCAGUUAUUGUAAAGAUGCAGCAGUUCUUUACUUUCCUCCCAAACAAUUAUACAUAAUAUUUAAAAAAAAACAAAAAAAAAAAACUAAAGGGUUGUUGAGCCAUGCAUUGUAGGAGAAAUAUGUCCCUCACCUAUCAGAUUGCUCAGCUGAAUUAAUACACAGAACAGUGUUUUAUGUAAAACCUUCAGUCUAUGUGCUUCCUGUGAUGUAGUUAGUUGCCGAGGCAGAUUACAGCUCUUAUUAUAACCGCACUAAAAAAAAAAAAAAGACGAACUCUUCAAGAGAUCUGUAGGUUUCUGCUCUUGUGUAUAUGUUUUAUUUUUCUUUAAAGAGAAGUAUGAUUGUGAUCAUCUCAGCAGGCACUAUUUUAGUUAUCGAGAUAAUGCGUCAUUACAAAGACUGGAGUCACAGCGAGGUUACGUCCAAUUCAGUCAGUUCAUUUCACUAUUAUAAUGAAAACAGAUUAUUGUUGUUAAUGUUGGAAUGACAUUGGCCUUCUAUCAUCCUUCUGCCUUGUAUUGUUUGUUUUUGUAUGUUUAAAAAUGUAUGUUAAUAAUUUUUAUGGUUAUUGGAAAACCUGA
Xiphias gladius (swordfish) is the source of this 4332-nucleotide messenger RNA. RefSeq names its product spindlin-1-like. Bases 350 to 1126 code for a protein of 258 amino acids. Gene Ontology annotation, biological process: gamete generation. The record is from RefSeq and is a predicted model, not a curated record. The transcript is spliced from 8 exons. Lineage: Eukaryota; Metazoa; Chordata; Actinopteri; Istiophoriformes; Xiphiidae.